AUGAUGCGGAAGCUCGCGUACGCGUUCACGGACGAGCUCAGCGAGUGCGUCGCGGCGACCGCGGCGAACAGCUAUCGCGUCAGAACCGGGGAGAUGGUCGAGGCCACGGUCGUGAGCGAGGGGCGCCGAGGCGAGUAUCUCUUAAAGCUCGACGACGGCGCGUUCGCGUGCCUUCCCGCGGAGGAGGGCAUCCCGGAGAAGCGUUACGGCCAGGGCGACCGCGUCUCCGCGCUCGUGUUGGGCGUUGAGGACCAGACUUGGGCGGCGGACAGACGCGCGCCCGUGGUCGUCUCCACCGCCAUCGCGGGGCUCCUCGCGGAGGUGUUAAAGAAGGAAGUCCCGGAGGUGGCGACGGGUGACGUGGUCAUUCGAUCCGUCGCGCGCGUGAGCGGGAAGAUGUCCAAAGUCGCGGUGUCGCGCAGAGACGGCGCGGUGGGAACAUGGGACCCCGUGCUCGCGUGCGUCGGCGAGAACAACUCGCGCAUGCUCGCCAUCCGCGAGCGGCUCGGCGGCGAGACGUGCCAGAUUCUGACGUGGAGCGACGUGCAGGAGGAGAUGGUCGCCGAGGCGCUCUUCCCCGCGCAAGUCGUCAGGGUCGACAAGGCGUUGGAGGAGGCGGACGAACACGGGGGGAAGGAGUUUGCGAUGGAUAAGUACGUCGCGUACGUGAACCAGUUCGACGAGGCGAAAGCGAUCGGCGCGGGCGGGAUCAACGUCAAGCUCGCCGCCGCGCUGUGCGGGUGUUUCAUCCUGAUCGAGAGGUACGAGCCGGGGAACGCUCACGAGCGACGCGGCGGCGGCGAGUUUCGAGGCGACGGCGGACGCGGCGGCGGCGGGUGGGACGACGCGGAGGAGGACGUCGACGCGUUCAAGAUGCCGUACCCGGACGACGACGACGACGACGACGACGACUAUCUGAGCGAUCUGAGCAACUUGAACCGCAGGACGCGAUCGAUCAACCUCGAGAGCGACGGCCUGGACGAGCUCGGGUGGCCGACGGAUCGAGCCGACCCGAAGACGCCGCCGCCGCGGGAGGAGACGGCGUUUUCGCGCUACCGCACCGGCGGCGACGUCGAGCUCGACGACCUCGGCUGGCCCGACCUCGACCCGCCGUCCGCGGCCCCGAGGGUGGAUCCCGAUCGCGGUCGCUUCGACGAUCUGAUCGCGGACGAGUUGAUCGCGGACGACGACGAGUUCGGGUUCGAUUUCUUGAGAGACGCGGAGGGCGCGCUCGAUCGAGACGCGGAGGAACGCGGCGUCUUCGACGACGACGUCGCCGUCCCGAGGGACGCCGCGGACGACCCCGCGAACUGGGAGGAAGUCGGCCCGGGGAAGGUGGGCGCGGUGAUGUUCGGGAGCAACCUACGCGCCGGGAUCACGGGCGCGUGCACGUUCAUGGGCGACCCGGAGCCGACCGAGGGCGCGGGCGCGGCGGACUUUUUGGACGACGAGUUCAUCCCGAACGAGACUCGAACGUUCGGCGACGACGCGGACGAGGACGGCGAGUUGGGGUACGACGACGAAGACCUCUGGUAGCGUACAGUAGUUUUUACCACCGAAUUACCGUUCUUUAAUUAACUAAUAACGUGCUGUUCACGCCU
This is a messenger RNA of Micromonas pusilla CCMP1545, 1601 nucleotides long. RefSeq lists its product as uncharacterized. Gene Ontology annotation, biological process: transcription antitermination; DNA-templated transcription termination. Gene Ontology annotation, cellular component: cytosol. Gene Ontology annotation, molecular function: RNA binding. The transcript has a single exon. The record is from RefSeq and is a predicted model, not a curated record. Bases 1 to 1536 code for a protein of 511 amino acids. Lineage: Eukaryota; Viridiplantae; Chlorophyta; Mamiellophyceae; Mamiellales; Mamiellaceae.